This is a messenger RNA of Ostrinia furnacalis (Asian corn borer), 3653 nucleotides long. RefSeq lists its product as uncharacterized. NCBI's taxonomy places the organism in Eukaryota, Metazoa, Arthropoda, Insecta, Lepidoptera, Crambidae. The transcript is spliced from 5 exons. The record is from RefSeq and is a predicted model, not a curated record. The coding region runs from base 129 to 3533 and encodes 1134 amino acids.
UUUUAAGUAAUUGCAAGAAUUGCAACUGUCGAUGACAUAUAAAAGUUAUUGAAGUGGAACACAGUGUUGUUGUGUUGGUUGUGAAAAGCAAAACAAUCCUUUCUUUCGUGAAUUAAAUUGAAAUAUUAAUGGAUCAUAAUAACAAAAAGCGUAAUAUUAAAUACGAUAGAGUUAUGUCGCGUAUUAACUACAAGCCGCGUAACACUCCUAAGCCGAAAUCCUAUGUAACGCGCCACGAAAUACCGUCAUCUGUUUCCCUUGGCGCGAAACCAUCUGUUUCGAACGUUAGCUCAAGUGUUUUUAGUGAACUUCCAGUGGUUUUGAACGAUUAUUCCCCAUCUCCUGAGGCUCCGGUGAGGAGGACUUUUGUAGUUAAGCCUCGAAAGACUUUGAAAUCCCUUGAUCCUGCUCGGUCUCCCCAUCGAACGGUGCCCAAAGUGAAGGCGUCAGAGACGCCAGUGAGGCAAAAAGAUUGUAACAUAAGAGCGAGUGGUUCUACGCCGCUUUUGAAUCGUAGAAUUGCUUUGUCUGAUACACUUAGGGAAUGCUAUUCAAGCAGAUCUCACACCAGACUUAAGGAUCUCAAGGAUGAAAUCAAGGCAUAUCAUGAGACGGAUAAGCAUAUGAGGCUGCGUAGUCGGCUGUACCAGAGCUGCGGUGUGGUGCUGGACGACUUCGGGCGGGUGGCCUCCGACAAGGCUGUCCAAGUGCAGGAGGGAGAUGACAAGCCCAAGACUAAAGGAGAUGAUCACAAAAUAAGAUCGGAGCGGGGCAGCAGAGAGGAUGCCAGAGCCCCUGUGCCUGACCAACAGAUGAGAAGCCACGCCCCGCGGUACCCAGUCGAUAGAUAUUUGGUUGAGAGCAGCAAAAAUAUUGAAAUGGUUAACAUCAUAGAUGACGAGAUUUGGAAUACAGAGCCAGCGCUACGACCAGAGGAUGAAAUAAUUUUGAGGAAACUCCACGACAUGCUGCAGUCCACGGCAGACGACCUCAAGCUGCUGUCCGGGGAGCUGGCCCGGGCCCACGAGCCGCGGGCCCAGCACAAGGCGCAGCCCGCUCCCUUGGACGACGACUUCAACGAACAAAUCCACAUCGAGGAGCUGGUCAAUGCCAAAUUUCAUGGCUACAAAAUUAUUGACAAAACAUUGCCAUUCUCAUCCGAGUCUAGACCAAAAAUAGCUAAUGAAUCGCUAAGCCGCAAACCACAAAAUACUAAAGCUAUAAAUACAGGUGUUCAGGUAAACCAAACGUCACUGAAAAAAUCUUCCAUAAAUAAAAAUUUGCAAAUAACACGGCCAAAAAUAGUUCAAAUCAAAGAAGAUCCGCAAAGAGAAAGUUUAUUAAACAAUGGAAAACCGAGAAAGAGUACUCCUACGGUACAUUAUAACGAAUUCAGUUAUAAAUACGAAGAACCGAAAGAUGAGUCACCGUCAAAAACGUUACAGAUACAAAAAAUGCCGGAAGUAAAUAUAAGAGGUGAGCUGAAACAGCAAAAGGUUUUACAGUUAGAUAUUAUGCCAGAAUUUAGAAAAGAGUCGGAAGAAGUAAUUAAUAGUAAUAAUAAUGUAGGUGUUAUAGCUGUCCAACAUGAAACCUGCCCACCGCAACAACACGCUCCUCCUAAAAUUAGUAAACAAUAUUCUAAAACCUACCAUGUAUCAAGUAAACCAUCUAUCAGAAAAGUAUCCAAGAUGUCAACUUACGAAAGUAGUGAAUCUACUAAUAAUGUUAGUUCUGAUGCUCAUCGCCGUCAAGUAAUGCACAAACAAUUGAAACUCGCCUUGAAAUCAUCUCCUAAAAGCACGGUACGCAAUGAAACUAAAAACAAAAGGGUGAUUAAUAAAAAAGAAACUGAAAAACGCCCACAUUUAAAUUUAGAUGAAUGGAAGAAGAAGUUAAACGCCGUUUAUGGACAACCUUCAAGUUCCAAGAAAGGGAUUCCAUCAAAACAUAAAAAACUCUCUCCUAAAAAAUCCAACAUAUUAUCACGUACAACAGCAAAGUCAAAUCCAUUGAAUAAUGCCGAAUACAUUCCAUAUUCACAGCUCACUGUAGGAGGUGUUAGAGUUAGUGAUAUUGAAAGGGAACUGUCAGAUAUACCAAACAGAAAUGAAGUUCCACUCAGCCCAAUUUUAGAUAAAAUUCUGAGCAGCAGAGAAAAUUCCUUUCAUAAAGAUAGCCCAAGAAAACAUACUCAUAAAAAUAGUCCAAAAGUUCUUACAACAUCCGAUGAGAAUUUACUUCAAGAAGUGAUAGAUAUAGAAAAAACUGUUAACCAAACAUUAGCUAAUAAUAUUAAAGAUAGUAAAGAUAACACACCCGAGAAUACGACGCAGAACAAUGCAAACAGUGAAAAUUACGAAGGAAAUAGUUAUGCUGAUGAUUUUGAAGAUGACAAAAGUGAUCAAUCUGCACGUUCAGAAGACCCAGUCAGUAACAAAUCUCAGGUUGCCUCUGAUAAAUCUAAGAGCGAUGAAGAUAAAGCAAAUAAUUCUCAUGAUGAAACAGAGCUUGAUAAUGAAAACAUAAAUCCUAACACUUCUGAUGUUAAUAUACAAAACUCAACAUACACAAAAGUCUUAAACUUAUCAUUUAAGAAUUCAGUAGACAUAUUUGAAUUUGUUCACUCAAUCGACACACAUGACACAGGCACACAAAGUAAUACCAUCAGUAAAAUAUCUUUAAAAGAAACUCAAACAUCGCCGAGAAACGAAAAAUCAAACAUAAAACCCAUUCAUAAUGAUUUAUGGCCUUCUAUCGACCCAAAAGGUGAGGUGGAAAAUUUGUUUGAGCUUGAAAAAGAUUUUAUCAAAAAAUUAAUUAUAGAGGAAUAUGGAGAUAUUCUUGAAAAGAACAUUAAUAAACCAUCAAUUUCAAAGGAUGAAGGAGAUAGGCAAAAUAAUGUAGUAGCCUCACAGAAGAUUACACAAACAUCUCCGGCUCACGUUAAAAGUGUGAUGACAUCUCCCACUCGGACCAAGACUCGCACGACAUCGCCUUUUAGAUUAUCUUUAACAGUCGAUCGCCAAACCAGCCCUAUGAUCCAGGUGACGAAUGAGGACGAUCUUAAAAUUGAAAUAGCGAACGAAGUUGAAGAUCUCGGUAUAUCUAUUAAUCUUUCAUCGCCCCGGUUCAGUUUGCGUCUGCCGCAGACGUCGCGCGAGAUUCUUUCCAAUCUCGAUGAUGACAGUCGAAAUCAUUCUAAGCUUCAUCAGAAAGAUGUUAGCCAGGGUAUAGAAUCGAGAACUUUUAGAAAAUAUGCAGCAAGUAGUUCAAGCUCCGUAGACGCUGAUAAUUCGUCAUCAGAAAUAAGUAGCCUAGGUGAAGUGAAACUGAAAAGAAAGCUUAGGAAAAUAAAUAGAGUACCGUCCGUAUCCGAGUCUAGUGGCUCGUCCAUGAUCUCUAGACGGAGUUUAGAGUUAGUUUCAGGAGAUGUAUUGCCUUUGAAAAGCGAAGGCGAAGUUAGCUUUGGACAAAUAGUUAGAAAGCCUAGACACAAGCGAAAAGAAAGCGAUGGUGAAAUGAAUCUAUGAUUUAUGCUAUUACUGUUGUGUUUGCGAUAUGAAUUCUAUACUUACUUAGAUGUAAUGUUGUUUUGAUUCCCUCGGUGCCUUGAAAGUUGGAGGUAUUGUGGUAUGUUUGAUCGAGUUCAU